AUUUGAUGUGUUUGCGGAUAGAAGCUUUCAAUUGAGAACCUUUCUCCACUUUUUACUGAUCAUGAAGACACAGACCAACUAUAUUAAGAUACUUCAUUUGCUGAUCUUGUCACAGAUGUUGGCAUAUUUGGCUCCUGUUACUGCUGCUGCUGCUGUACUUCCUCCUGAUGAAGCAACCUGUACCGUGAGAGUUAAUCAAGGUUCUGUAGUUUUCAAAAUCAGUUCGUCUGACCCAAAAAACAUAAUAAGCAUCCAGGCAAAAGGGACAUAUGUAGCAGAUUGUGACCAAGAUGCUUUACUCAGGCAAACAAACGAUACAAAUGCCUUUCUCGUUUCUUUGACUCAUAGCGGAGCAUGUGUUUUUAUCAUUAAUAAUUAUGAUGGAACUAUCUUUAGUGUAAAAAUUGAAUCAGCUACAUCGACCUUGACAGAAGUCUCAAUUGGAGGAGAACCUUUCACAGACUGCUUUAGCCCUUCGUUCGUUGAUUUAAAUCUGAUAGGGGAAGAAAAGUGCCACCAACAAAAACUCGGGACUAUCUGUAAGGACGAAGUUCCAGAUUGGGCUAAAGUCAUGCUUGUCUUGGAAACUGUGGUUAUACUUAUUAUUCUUGCAAGUGUGCUUUAUCGAGCCCCUUGGCGCAGAUGUCAGCGUUGUGAAAAGGAUCAGAAUUCGUCAACUCAUGUAAAGGAAAGAAGUGACAGCGAUGGUUCUGAUACGUGUUGUGCAGAGCCGCUACAAGAAAAUGGCAAUACACCACAUCAGCAGGGCAAGCCAGGAAAGGAACGUCAUGAUAGUAAUGGCGCUGUCAAGGAAGAGUGUCAUGCAAACGUGGAACAGGAACCUAUCGCAAACAAUAAGAACGGAAAGAAAAGACACGACAGUUUCGCUACAUACAAGAAUGAUCGCAAAAUGUCACCACAAAAAGCCACUCAUACAAAGUCAGGAAAACAACAGAUUGACAGAAAUGCCACUGCUAAAGAUGGGCAGAGGGAUAAGAUAGCACAACAGCCUUUCCGAAUGAGCACCCGGAAAACACAGAGAAGUUUUGGACCAAGUGAACCAGUACUCCGAAAUCGUUUUCAAGUGUUGGUGGACCCUGUGUAGAACAAUGACUUUGUAUUUCGAACUUUUGUCCUUCUUUUGAGAACCAGAAUCAUCCUAUAAAUGAAUUUAUAUACAGUGGGAAUUGUGUAAAUGUUAUUAUAUUAUAGUAAUGUGAUUUAAACCUUUAUGUAUUAAGCUGCUACACACACACACACACAUGUACAUGCCUCUAAUGAAUAGUAUUUAUUUUAAAAGCGGAUAAAAAUUGAAUAUUAAUAUGUUUCCAUUAAUAAUAUAAAUAUUAUGAUACAAACCAUCUUUGCCCUUGGUAAAACUCUUAAUUUAAGUGUCUUAUUCAUAAACAAAACCACUUGGUCUACAUAAGCAUCGCAUUUUUAGUACUAUGUGCAACAUUAGACUGUCAAUUUAUUUAUCUAGUUGAUUUUCGUUACAAAAUAGUAUUAUUUAUUUGAAGACACUGUAUCAUAAUAAUUGUGUGUAUAUGUAUUUUGUUUAGUAAAUCAUAGUAUUGGUC
Messenger RNA from Mya arenaria, 1580 nucleotides. RefSeq lists its product as uncharacterized. The transcript is spliced from 11 exons. The record is from RefSeq and is a predicted model, not a curated record. NCBI's taxonomy places the organism in Eukaryota, Metazoa, Mollusca, Bivalvia, Myida, Myidae. The coding region runs from base 62 to 1105 and encodes 347 amino acids.